Molecule: messenger RNA, 402 nt
Organism: Prunus armeniaca (apricot)
Lineage: Eukaryota; Viridiplantae; Streptophyta; Magnoliopsida; Rosales; Rosaceae
Source: the annotation of a GenBank genome assembly
AUGUCUCUCCCGUUCUUCCACUCACUUCUCCGAGCCCUCACGUCCAGGUGGCCAGUUUUUCUCUAUGCGGCCACCUGGACUCUUUUUCUGACGGUGACAGUGGCCGUGGCUUCUUUCUCUCCUGAGAUUGCGUUUGUCACGGCCAUAUCUCCCUCCUCGCCCUUCUCCAAGUCUUGUGCUGGAGAGGGGUUUGUUAGAAUACCCUUGGAUUAUCCAAGAGAGGCAAUGUGCUUCCCGGCUAACAUGGUUCGGAGGUCCAACUUGGAUUUCUUUGUGCCUACGGUGUUUGCUGCUUUGAUUGUGGCGGGUUCGGCUUUUGUGGUGCGGUCCUUGGCCUUGUGGGAGGGGACAGAGAGACGCAGAGAGGUUGAUGAUGGCUUGAUGUUGUUCUCUAGAAACUAA